CCGUAUUGAAAGAGAGAGAGAGAGAAAGAUUAUGCGGUUAAGCGAAACAAACAUAGUGCGGAGUUUUGCGAUUUUUCUAGCUUGACGAAUCAUACGAUCUACGAAAGAAAAAAAAAAACGAUAAAUGUCGUAUGAUAAAUAUAACUUGUGAUGAUAUUCGUAUGUGCGCGUGCUUGGAUAUGAUUUUCAUUAGAAACAGGCGUGCGUUUUAACAACGCAUUUUCGUACGAGUUAAAUCACUGUAUAGGUUAGCGUUCAAUGAUGCUUGUCAUUGGCCGCGUUCGGCGAAAUGUUUAUUUUGCAACUGUUGGAAGUUCCCUGUGCAACGUUGGAUUAUUUCUGCAUAUCUAAAAGAAUAAUCAGAUCUCAGAAAACUCCCGACAGUUGUAAAUUAAACGUUCCGCUAAAUGUGGCCAUUGUCAGUUCAGGGCACAUUGUGGACUCGGUCGGAAUUGAUUCCGAUUGAAAUCGCUUAAUUACUUCCUGUAAAAUAUAAUAAAAAAUCUAGGGAAUAAUUAAAAGAUUCUGAUCGGAAAUCGAAUCCGAACAAAAUUCCAUGAUAGGCGCAGUUGUCCGCAGACACACGGAUUCGUUGUUUCUUUAAUUUCGCAAACGACGUAGAAGUAGACAUAAUAAUGUCAUAUGUGUCAAUUUAUGCAAUAGUUGGUCAGUGAUAUCUUGGCUCGACAAAGUUCGUCAUUCGAUCAUUCCUGGCUCAAAAAAGAACGAAUCAGGACGUGAUCUGAAGACAUCUUACUACGUGUCAAAUGACUAAUGCAAUGGGUGGAGCUUACGUACGUACACCACAAUCUAUUUUUCAACAUAUGAUGAGCCAACAAAAUACACAACAGCAACAAGUUGGACAAUGGAUGCAAAUGCCCCAAGUACCACCAAUAAGUAUUCCAUGGAGUGUACCGGCAUUACAGCAACCAGAAGUGAUUAGAUUCACAGGAGAAACUAGUUAUGGACCAAUCGUUCAUCAGAAGAGAAAAUUAGAAGCGCUAGAUCGUGUAGAUAUCAAUCGUCGUUCUAAGCAGUUUAUAACAGAAGAAAAAAUGACUGCACAUUUCAAAGAUCUACAUAUUAGUUGCAAUCGCCAGUCUGAGAGUUCUGUGGCAUCGACCUCAGCAAUCGAUGCAUCUGUCUCUCACAAGCAAUCAGAUAUGGAUUUGGAUGUUGAUACUACAAACAAUACAAUAAAUAGUGACCAAGCAAACCAUGCACACCCAAGAUUAGUUCUUUCAGAAGAACUUAAGCGAAUGCAACAAGAACCCAUCCUUCCCUCAACUCUUCUGUCUAAAUUGGAGAGACCCUCCAUGGCUCUAGUCCUUUGGGAACCACCGAGCAAGCAUCUUCGUAUCUUGCCAACAAGAGAUACUCCAACACCAAUCCCAAUGUUCAAUCAACAUUUGAGCCAAUGGAAUUGUGAGGAUCUUCAGUUGAAUCAACACGCUUUAUCUACAUAUAUUGAAAACAGAAACAUAUAAAUAAUGUAUUCUCUCUAAGAAGAUAAUUCUUUUCAAUAUCAUGUAAGAUGUGAAGCAGGCAUUAGGAUAAGGAAUGAAAUAGACCUCACGAUACUUUCUAUUGUAUAAUAAUUUUUGGAGUGAUACUGCGUUUGCGUGUAAAUUAAAAAUAUAGAUCUUUGAGGUUGAAUUACCUACGGUGUUUGGUUUUCAUUCGAUAAUUCUGAAUGUUAUUUCAUUUAUACGAUUUUUAUAAAACGAGUUUUGUUUUGUCAAAAUA
Molecule: messenger RNA, 1746 nt
Organism: Dinoponera quadriceps
Lineage: Eukaryota; Metazoa; Arthropoda; Insecta; Hymenoptera; Formicidae
Product: tubulin-specific chaperone C-like
Exons: 5
Coding region: 768-1487 (239 amino acids)
Source: RefSeq, a predicted model, not a curated record